AUGGCUGAGCCGACGCCAAUCAAUAUCCUACGUGGCCACAAAUCGCAAAUUCACGCCGCGGCAUUUGUCCGCCGCAAUGAGCGCCUUGCGACCGGCGACGCGGACGGCUAUGUUAUGCUGUGGGAUCUCGCCAUUAUGCGGCCAAAAGCGGUCUGGCAAGCACAUCAGGGCGCGAUUCUCGCCAUCAGAGGGUGGGGGAGCGAUAAGAUCAUAACCCACGGUCGCGACCAUCGCCUCGUUGUCUGGCAACUACGUCUAGAGGACGAGCAAAAUUUAGCGGCCGUAUCGCCACUGGAGCAUACAGGAGAUGCACCUCCUCAGCCAUGGAUGCUGCAUGUAUUGGAGGUAAACACGAUGAAUUUCUGCGCGUUUGCUGGAUGCCCGAACACGCCAGGAGCCAACACGGCCUUGACCGACGACGGUAGUGCGAGUAUUCUCGUCGCCGUUCCUAAUACAUUGUUGGCCGAAUCGAUUGAUAUUUUCGAACUGCCCAGUCAGAAACGUAUUCACACUGUCAAGCCCGGGGAGAAACACGGCAUGGCUAUGACGCUCGCAAUACUCUACAAGGAAAGACACUUGGUAUUGAUUGCCGGCUUCGAGAACGGCAUGUGCUCAGUCUUUGUUCUUCGCCCAAAUUCGCGAGAGUGGAUUACGACUUAUCGCAGCCAGUCACAUUCACAACCAGUCCUGUCGCUCGAUGCUGACGUGCAAGGCGACUAUUUCAUCUCAUCCGCAGCCGAUGCAUUACUUGGCAAGCACCCCAUACCUACCUCAUUGCAAACCGUAAUAUCAGAACCCAUGGCAGCAGCGGAGAAAGCCCACGCAACGGAGCAUCCCAACCCCACGCCAGCUACAACGGCAGCCACGACAGGCGUCGGAGCUUUGUUCGCAGGACAGACAGGUGCCGCCAAGACUGCUGACACCCACGAAACACUUGGCACCAAGGCCUGGGAGCACCCCCUCAAGGUGGCAAACACGAAGCACGCCGGACAACAGAACCUGACCAUCCGCUCCGACAGCCGUAUCUUCGCGACCGCCGGCUGGGACGCCAAAGUUCGCGUGUACGCGACCAGGUCCCUCAAGGAGCUUGCCGUGCUCAAGUGGCACCAGGUCGGCGUCUACGCUGCGGCUUUUGCACACAUAAAACCCGACGCCGAAGAGGCCGCAACUGCCGAUGGAGGCAGGCAGCUGCAGGAUGCUGCGCGCGAAGGAUCAGAAAGUGCAUCGGACGACGCUCUCGUUUUACAGUCCGAGGGCGGCCCGGUCUCAACACGAGCGAUGACGACGGUCAAGAAUAGGCGAUUGCAUCAUGCAAAGCAUACCCACUGGGUGGCUGCGGGGGCCAAAGACGGUAAAUUAAGUCUCUGGGAUAUAUAUUAA
This is a messenger RNA of Cordyceps fumosorosea ARSEF 2679, 1380 nucleotides long. Its product is annotated as WD40 repeat-like-containing domain protein. The transcript is spliced from 3 exons. The coding region runs from base 1 to 1380 and encodes 459 amino acids. Lineage: Eukaryota; Fungi; Ascomycota; Sordariomycetes; Hypocreales; Cordycipitaceae. Gene Ontology annotation, molecular function: protein binding. The record is from RefSeq and is a predicted model, not a curated record.